AUGUCGGGGGAUCCGAACAUGGACAUGUUACAGGAGUCGGGUUGGGAGGAGCUCCGGAAAGAAGCCCGAAAGAUCGAAGGCGAUCUCGACGUGAAGCUCUCAUCUUAUGCUAAGCUUGGCGCUCGCUUCACCCAAGGAGGUAACGUGGAUGCCGGUUCACCAAUGGUUGGGUCCAGCAGAUCCUGGAAAUCCAUGGAAAUGGAGAUUCAAUCAUUGCUUGAGAAGCUACUGGAUAUAAAUGAUGCUAUGAGUCGAUGUGCUGCAUCUGCUGCACCUACUACUUCAGUUUCUCAAAAACUUUCAAGGCACCGGGACAUUUUACAUGAGUUUAACCAGGAAUAUAGACGCAUAAAAGGAAACAUUAACUCAAUGAUGGAACAUGCAGAACUACUAAGUUCUGUAAGAGAUGAUAUCAGCGAGUACAAGGCAUCUGGAAAUAUGUCCCCAAAAAUGCAUUUGCUGCGGGAGAGAGCUGCCAUACAUGGAAGCAUAUCUCAUAUUGAUGAUGUGAUUAGUCAAGCUCAAGCAACUAGAGGUGCAUUGGGCUCUCAAAGGGCCUUGUUUGGGGAUGUUCAAGGAAAAGUGAAACUACUUGGUGAAAAAUUUCCUGUCAUUCGCGGUUUAAUAGGUUCAAUCAGUAGAAAACGAUCAAGAGAUACUCUCAUCCUGUCCGCAAUUAUUGCCGCUUGUACGCUUUUCCUUAUUAUCUACUGGCUUUCAAAGUAA
Fraxinus pennsylvanica is the source of this 726-nucleotide messenger RNA. NCBI's taxonomy places the organism in Eukaryota, Viridiplantae, Streptophyta, Magnoliopsida, Lamiales, Oleaceae. The record is from the annotation of a GenBank genome assembly.